AUGUCCCUCUUCAAACCAACCCUAAUCAUCCACGGCGGCGCCGGCAACCUCGAGCGCUCCCGCCUCCCCCCAGACCUCUACGCGCAGUACCACGCCUCGCUCACCCGCUAUCUCCGCUCGACCAAAUCCCUCCUCGACAGCGGCGCCUCGGCCCUCGACGCCGCCGUGCACGCCGUCUCCCUGAUGGAAGACGACGAGCUCUUCAACUGCGGCCGCGGCAGCGUCUUCACCUCCGCCGGCACCAUCGAAAUGGAAGCCUCGGUCAUGGUCACCUCCGCCACAUCCGCCGGCGCACCCUCGUACCCGGGCUCCCUCAAACGCGGCGCAGCCGUCAUGGGCCUGCGCAACGUGCGCCACCCCAUCCAGCUGGCGCGCGAGUCCCUCCUCCGCACGGGCUGCGCGGCGGACGGCAGUCCGCGCGACGACGGCGGCAGCAUGCACGGCCAGCUGGUGGCGCCGUAUGCGGAGGAGCGCGCGCGCGCGUGGGGCCUCGAGUUCAUGCCCGAUGAGUGGUUCUGGACGCGGCGGCGGUGGGAGGAGCAUCGCCGCGGGCUGGAGGGGCGGACCGGCGGGCUGGCGCUCAGCCAGGGCACCGUCGGGUGUGUUUGUCUCGAUGCGGAGGGGAAUCUGGCCGUCGCGACGAGUACGGGCGGGUUGACGAAUAAGUGGCCCGGGCGGAUUGGGGAUACGCCGACGCUUGGGGCGGGGUUUUGGGCUGAGGCGUGGGAGGAGGGAGAUGGGAGGGGGGAGGAGGAUGAUGGCGAGAGGGGGUUCUGGGAUGUGACGCUCGGGGAGUGCGUGGCGCCGUUGUUUGGGAAGGUAUGUUAUGUUUUGUGCUGA
Molecule: messenger RNA, 840 nt
Organism: Aspergillus terreus NIH2624
Lineage: Eukaryota; Fungi; Ascomycota; Eurotiomycetes; Eurotiales; Aspergillaceae
Product: isoaspartyl peptidase/L-asparaginase
Exons: 1
Coding region: 1-840 (279 amino acids)
Molecular function (GO): hydrolase activity
Source: RefSeq, a predicted model, not a curated record